Messenger RNA from Homarus americanus (American lobster), 597 nucleotides. RefSeq lists its product as uncharacterized. Lineage: Eukaryota; Metazoa; Arthropoda; Malacostraca; Decapoda; Nephropidae. The transcript is spliced from 2 exons. The record is from RefSeq and is a predicted model, not a curated record. Bases 1 to 597 code for a protein of 198 amino acids.
AUGGAGGCCACUGGGGAGAAGAGACGAGAAUGGAUUGACGUCUUUAAGCAUCAUCCACCUCAGGCAUCAUCCACCUCAGGCACCAUCCACCUCAGGCAUCAUCCACCUCAGGCAUCAUCCACCUCAGGCAUCAUCCACCUCAGGCAUCAUCCACCUCAGGCAUCAUCCACCUCAGGCAUCCAUCCACCUCAGGCAUCAUCCACCUCAGGCAUCAUCCACCUCAGGCAUCAUCCACCUCAGGCAUCAUCCCACCCAGGCAUCAUCCACCUCAGGCAUCAUCCACCUCAGGCAUCAUCCACCUCAGGCAUCAUCCACCUCAGGCACCAUCACCUCAGGCAUCAUCCACCUCAGGCAUCAUCACCUCCAGGCACCAUCCACCUCAGGCAUCAUCCACCUCAGGCAUCAUCCACCUCAGGCACUCAUCCACCUCAGGCAUCAUCCACCUCAGGCAUCAUCCACCUCAGGCAUCAUCCACCUCAGGCACAUCAUCCACCUCAGGCAUCAUCCACCUCAGGCAUCAUCCACCUCAGGCAUCAUCCACCUCAGGCAUCAUCCACCUCAGGCACCAUCCACCCGCACCUCAUCAGGAGUCUUUGA